AUGGCGGCGGCGGCAGCAGACCGGGCGAGCGUGGCCGCGAUUCCCGUGCCGGGCGCCCACAGCCACGGCGGGCCGCCUGCAGGCGAAGGCGAGGGAGCGGCGGGCAAUGAGAGGGACGCGGGGACGAAAGGAGUGGAGGCUGUGGGGGACAGCGAGGAGGACGGGGAGGAUGUGUUCGAGGUGGAGAGGAUCCUGGACAUGAAGACCGAGGGGGGUAAAAUCCUUUACAAAGUUCGGUGGAAAGGAUACACAUCAGAUGAUGAUACCUGGGAGCCUGAAGUUCAUCUCGAGGACUGUAAAGAGGUUCUUCUUGAAUUUAGGAAGAAAGUUGUGGAUAACAAAGCUAAACCAGUCAAGAAAGACAUUCAGAGACUGUCUUUAAAUAAUGACAUAUUUGAGGCAAACUCUGAUAGUGAUCAGCAAAGUGAGACAAAAGAAGAUACUUCUCCAAAAAAGAAAAAGAAAAAAGUAAGGCAGAGAGAAGAGAAAAGCCCAGAUGAUCUGAAGAAGAAAAAAGCAAAGACUGGAAAACAGAAAGAGAAAUCCAAACCAGAAUGGGAGAGCUCUGAAAUUUCCGCUUUUGAUUUGAGGACAAAGAAAAGAAUUUCAGAAGCCAAAGAAGAAUUAAAGGAAUCCAAAAAGCCCAAAAAAGAUGAUAUAAAAGAAACUAAGGAAUUAAAGAAAGUUAAAAAGGGUGAAAUAAAAGAUUUAAAGAGUAAAAUAAAAGAAGAUUCCAAAGAAAACAGAAAAACAAAAAAAGAGAAAUGUGUUGAAUCUCACUUUGAAUCUGAAUCAGGUCUACUUGAUGAUCCCCCCUUUCAUGAGGGGGACAGUGAAGAUUUAGAGUCUGAAAACCGAGAAGAGAAACUGAAGAUUAAAAGUGGAAAAGAAAAGGCAGGGCCAGACACAGGUCAUGAUGCUGUUCUAGAUAAAAACCUGGACAGCUCCGGAAGUGCUGAUGAGGGUGCUGACGUCCGAGGGAAGAGGAACAGAAAGAAACCCAGGAAGGCUGAGGAACUCAGAGAGAGCAGAAAGCUAGAAAGUAAGAACCUGUCUUUAGAGAAGAAGAAUGCACACAAGAAGCAAAGGAAUCAAGACAAAAGCAGAAGUACCACAGAGUCAGAUAAUCUGACAUCUGCACCUGCCCAGACCCAAAAGAGCUCAAGGAUGGGUGGGGAAGAGAGGGGCCUCCGGUCCACUGACUCAGCUGGAGAAGAAAAAGAGUCCAAAAAAAAUGAACUCAAAGAAAAAUACCCAAAAAGGCUUGAUUUGGACAAGGAAGAAAAAGGCCGAAAAGAGCCAAAGGGAUUCAAGACAUUUAAGGAAAUCAGAAAUGCAUUUGAUUUAUUUAAGUUAACUCCAGAAGAAAAAAAUGAUUUUCCUGAAAAUAAUCAGAAAAGAGAAGAAAUACCACUGGAUUGUAAUUUUACAGAAGAUCACAAAGCCAAGGAAAACAAGCAGGCCUUUAGAGAGAGGAGAGACACGAGAGCCGAGGCCGACACGUGGGCACUCAUAGCUGCGGAAGGCGAUCAGGACGCGCUGGACAGCGUGUGCCACGCCGACGAGAACUCCGACGGCAGACAGCAGAUUUUGAGUCUGGGCAUGGACCUGCAGCUGGAGUGGAUGAAACUAGAAGAUUUUCAAAAGCAUCUUGAUGGGGAAGAUGAGAACUUCUCUGCAACAAAUGCCAUUCCCAGUAAUUUAUUAAGGGAUGCUGUGAAAAAUGGGGAUUAUAUUACUGUGAAGGUUGCACUUAAUUCAAAUGAAGAAUAUAACCUGGACCAAGAGGAUUCGAGCGGGAUGACACUGGUGAUGCUGGCUGCGGCAGGAGGGCAGGACGACCUGCUGAGGCUCCUCAUCAGAAAAGGAGCCAGGGUGAAUGGCAGACAGAAGAAUGGGACCACCGCCCUCAUUCACGCCGCUGAGAAGAACUUUUUAACUACAGUGGCUAUUCUUUUGGAAGCGGGAGCUUUUGUGAAUGUCCAGCAGAGCAAUGGCGAGACCGCUUUAAUGAAGGCUUGUAAAAGGGGAAAUUCGGAUAUUGUACGACUUGUAAUUGAAUGUGGAGCAGACUGUAAUAUUUUGUCAAAGCACCAAAAUAGUGCAAUGCAUUUUGCAAAGCAGUGUAACAAUGUGUUGGUGUACGACUUGCUGAAGAAUCAUUUAGACACACUAUCAAGAGUAGCAGAAGAAACCAUAAAGGAUUACUUUGAAGCACGCCUUGUUCUUCUAGAGCCAGUUUUUCCAAUAGCAUGUCAUCGUCUCUGUGAGGGGCCAGAUUUUUCAAUGGAUUUCAAUUAUAAACCUCCACAGAACAUACCAGAAGGCUCUGGCAUCCUGCUGUUCAUCUUCCAUGCAAACUUCUUGGGUAAAGAUGUUAUUGCUCGACUAUGUGGACCUUGUAGUGUACAGGCUGUAAUUUUAAAUGAUAAAUUUCAACUUCCUGUUUUUCUGGAUAGUCAUUUCGUUUACUCGUUCAGUCCUGUUGCAGGACUCAAUAAACUCUUCAUAAGGUUGACAGAAGCACCCUCUGCUAAGGUGAAGUUGCUAAUAGGUGCAUACAGAGUGCAGCUACAAUGACCAAACAAAGAACUGGGAUGGACUGGCUUUCAGACCUAUUUUUAAAUACUCUCUUCCAAGCAGUUUGGGAUUCUGGCACAGCUAACACUUACAAGCUUCAAGUUUCAUCUGUAAACUUCAUGCAGUUUAAGGCCUACCAUCUGUUACAGUCUCUAAUGUGGGACAUGGUAUUCUAAUAUAUUAUAAAAUACAGAACUGUAAGUAUUUGUGCCAGUGUUCUGAAGUUGGUAUUGUGUCCAAACUGCAUACUUCAGUUUUCCACAAUGUGGAAUGG
This is a messenger RNA of Molossus molossus (Pallas's mastiff bat), 2854 nucleotides long. It is a transcript of the gene MPHOSPH8, whose product is annotated as M-phase phosphoprotein 8. Lineage: Eukaryota; Metazoa; Chordata; Mammalia; Chiroptera; Molossidae. Bases 1 to 2580 code for a protein of 859 amino acids. Gene Ontology annotation, cellular component: nucleus; cytoplasm. The record is from RefSeq and is a predicted model, not a curated record. Gene Ontology annotation, molecular function: protein binding. The transcript has 14 exons.